Anopheles coluzzii is the source of this 361-nucleotide messenger RNA. RefSeq names its product sodium channel protein Nach-like. Gene Ontology annotation, cellular component: membrane. Bases 2 to 361 code for a protein of 119 amino acids. Gene Ontology annotation, molecular function: ligand-gated sodium channel activity. The transcript has a single exon. The record is from RefSeq and is a predicted model, not a curated record. Gene Ontology annotation, biological process: sodium ion transmembrane transport. NCBI's taxonomy places the organism in Eukaryota, Metazoa, Arthropoda, Insecta, Diptera, Culicidae.
CAUGUCCCACUCGCCGUCUAUUGCUAGUGCGCUCCGGCUAGCAUCUCAAACAGUCGUGCAGACAUUUUGGAUAUUUUGUGAAAACUCUUCGCUCCAUGGACUGCGGUACAUUGGGCGCAACAAGGCAACGAAGGGCAACACGCCACUCCGGUUCGUGUGGAGCGUGAUCGCGUUAGUAAGCUUGGGAUUCACGCUCUUCCUUUCCAGCUCGGCGUGGGACCAGUUCCGGAGCAAUCCCACGUUGACCACGAUCGAGACGACCUCCUAUCCGGUGUCGCUGAUUGCUUUCCCAGCGGUUACGCUGUGCAACAUUAACAAGAUACACUCUACUAAGGCGGAUGAGCUUGGAGCGAAGCUGUAA